AUGUUUAGUGACGGCUAUUUCCAAACAGAGCUGUACAAACGAAGAUGGAUUAUGCUAGCAGUUUUCUGUCUUCUCUCCAUGACUAACUCAGGCCAAUGGCUCAUGUUCGCAGCCGUCAGCGACGUCGUUCAGUCCUAUUAUGGCGUCUCAGCUUUCGGCGUGAACUGUCUAUCCAUGGUUUUCAUGGCUGUAUACAUCGUAUUUAUCAUCCCUGGUUCGUGGAUUCUCGAUCGUUAUGGUCUAAAAGUGAAUACAUUAUUAGCGGCUGGGUUCAACGUUCUUGGAGCUUGGCUCAAAUUCUGCGGUGCUUCGAGUAAAGGAGGUUUCAACUGGUUAGUGGCAGGUCAAACGGUCACCGCUGUUGCCCAGUGUUUCAUUCUUGGUGUUCCACCUCGCCUUGCAGCGGUUUGGUUUGGUCAGAACGAGCGAGCUACCGCAACAGCUCUUGGUGUCUUUGCAAGUCAAGUUGGUGUGGCGCUGUACUUUGCUUCUGUUCCUUUGAUUGUCCCUCGUUCGUCUGACCUCAUGAUAACCAGCAAUGGCUUCCAGAUGCUCUACGGAGGGGUAUCGAUUCUUUGCAGUCUGAUUGGCGCUGCAACAUUGAUUGCUUUUGAAGACGCACCUCCAAUGCCUCCCAGUCAAUCCCAAGCGGUGUUGCAGGAAAAACAAAAGUGCUUUAGAAUGUCUUACAAGGAAUCAUUCCGUCGGCUAUUUGGUAACGCGUCCUACGUGUUUCUGUUGCUCGCAUAUGGAAUCUAUGCUGGCGUUCAAUAUUCAAUUGCAACUCUCCUUAACGAGAUGGCGUCCCAAAAGUUCCCAAAUCAAGACGUCAUGAUCGGCUUACUGGGGUUCGUUUUCGUCAUCUCUGGCCUCCCCACCACAGUCCUGGCUGGAGUCUGGCUGGACAGGACCUUAGCAUAUAAGCGUGGUACCAUCUUCUUACUAUCGACUGCUUUCCUGGCAAUGGUUGCAUUCACCAUCACCUUGGAAUUCGCCCGAAGCAUCUACGGUCUCUUUUUGGUAAUUGCAGUUCUAGGUUUCUGCGCGACAUCUUUUCUACCCCUGGGGUUCGAGUUCGCAGCAGAAAUAACGUACCCGGUACCCGAGGGCACAUCAGCUGGUAUCCUCAACACGUCAGCACAGUGUUUUGGAAUAUUUUUCAUCGUGUUAAUCGGGAGUCUUGUCGAGAAGGCAGGAGCUCUCGUGGGAUGCCUGGUGUUGUGUGGUGCGCUGUUGUUAAGUGUCGGGCUGCUUCCUUUGGUCAGAGCUGAUUUACAGCGAAGAUCUGUUGAUAUGUAUGGAGAAGAGGCAAUGGAUACAAGUCUACCGGAUGGAGAACGGUUUGGUUCGAGCUAUCAGCAGAUACCCAUGAUCGUGUCAGACUGAAGGAAAACUGGGCAUAACUUUGAAUGCAAAAAUAAAAAAAUCAUAUCAUAUGCACUGGUGAUCGUUUGUUUAGCCUUUACUUAUCAAGACUACCAAAGUUCUUCUAAAAUUUUGAGGAUGAGGGAUUGGUGCGAGUGGGAGAGAAUAAAAUGGUGGACUGGGAGGAGAGGGUAAGUAUGCAAUAGAAGUUUUGCUCCAUCAUUUGAUGGAAGCCAAUGGAGACACAGCAAUGGAGUCUUUCUCCCCUGGGAAUCUGAAUUCUUUUACAUGUAAAUCAGAUUAGACCAGAUUCGAUAGAAGAUAUUAUGGAUGCAUGCAAAUUAGAUGCAAAAGAGACAAUAAGGAUUGCAUCGACUCAAUAGCCUCACUUAUAUGAUUUUUAAACAAAAGGAUAUCUCACUGCAGGCUCAACUGUAAUACCUGCCUACUGUCAUGGCUGCCAUCACGUGAUGGUGCAGUCUCUAUUGAGAGGCAUGCAUUAACAUUAUUGCCCACCUACAAUACUCCAGUUUCGAGUUCUCUUUUGCUCAGCCUUAGUCUAGGUUGUGCAUUAAAAUAUUCAGCUAUUCAACCAAAACCCGUGGCACGCACGUUCUUUACUAUACAAUGUACCUUAAUAAAGGAAAAAAAAUACAUUUGUACACAAUUGAGGCUAGGACUGAGCAAAGGAGAACUCCAAAUGGGAAUAUUCUGUAACAGAAAUAAGAGAAUAAUGUACCUAAAUGUUACUAAUAUGGUUCACCAUACAACAGCCACUGUGAAAUACAAAACAACAAUAAACAACUGUAAAAUGUAUGG
Messenger RNA from Actinia tenebrosa (Australian red waratah sea anemone), 2184 nucleotides. Its product is annotated as choline/ethanolamine transporter FLVCR1-like. Gene Ontology annotation, cellular component: membrane. The record is from RefSeq and is a predicted model, not a curated record. Gene Ontology annotation, molecular function: heme binding; heme transmembrane transporter activity. Gene Ontology annotation, biological process: heme export; transmembrane transport. Lineage: Eukaryota; Metazoa; Cnidaria; Anthozoa; Actiniaria; Actiniidae.